Messenger RNA from Erigeron canadensis, 1003 nucleotides. RefSeq lists its product as uncharacterized. The transcript is spliced from 4 exons. Bases 66 to 860 code for a protein of 264 amino acids. Gene Ontology annotation, cellular component: chloroplast thylakoid membrane. The record is from RefSeq and is a predicted model, not a curated record. Lineage: Eukaryota; Viridiplantae; Streptophyta; Magnoliopsida; Asterales; Asteraceae.
AUCCAAGUACACAUACCACACAUACUUCAGUCCACCAUCACUCCUACCACCACCACAAACCACCAAUGUUGCAUUCACCACCACACCUCCUCUCCUCCACCACCACUUUUCUUCCCCACAUUUCCCUUCACCCAAAGUUCCAUUUCUUAAAAACUACACGACCCAACAAACAAUUUCCAGCCACACUUCACUUAUCUCAUCAUCCUUUACUUGCUCAACUUUCCGAUGUCACCACUUCACCGGCUGACGGCCCAGUCGAGCUCCCAUUUUCCUUGCCGUCUUUUAUCUCCGCAGACGAUAAUCCUUCCACUAUCCAAGUCGCCACCAGCGUCCUCCUCACCGGCGCCAUCUCCGUUUUCCUCUUUCGUGCCCUCCGCCGCCGUGCUAGACGCGCCAAAGAACUGAGAUUUAGAUCAACAGGAGCUAAAAAGACAUUGAAAGAGGAAGCACUAGAGAGUUUGAAAGCAAUGACACCGGUUGAGGAAAAUGCUCCUCCGUCGGCUCUUCAGGCAUUGCUAGGAGGUCUGUCUGCAGGUGUUAUUGCGCUUAUUCUGUAUAAGUUCACAGCCACCAUUGAAGCUUCUUUGAACAGGCAAACGAUUUCAGAUAAUUUCUCGGUGCGACAAAUCACAAUAACAAUAAGGACGAUCAUUAACGGGAUAUGCUACCUUGCCACGUUUGUUUUUGGCAUCAACUCUUUAGGGCUAAUACUUUACUCAGGCCAGCUUGCUCUUAACUCGAUAAUGGGAGAUUCUCCAAAUGACGUAACACAGAACACAGAUAAAACACAACUGAACUCCAGUGAUUCUGAAUUGAACAUGAACGGUGGAGAUCAAGAUUCAAGUAGCAAGGAACAAUAACAUAGAUGAGAAAAUGGACUUCGAAAACCAGGUUUUAAUGUUGUGAAUCAUGUUUGUAGUGUAGGUCUAUACUACGAUAUGUUUGUUAUAUAUCAUUCAUUUUAAGAGCAUUGUUGCAAGCAAUGAUAAAUCCUUGAUCACAA